This is a messenger RNA of Mercurialis annua (annual mercury), 588 nucleotides long. Its product is annotated as late embryogenesis abundant protein Lea14-A-like. The transcript has 2 exons. The record is from RefSeq and is a predicted model, not a curated record. Gene Ontology annotation, biological process: response to desiccation. NCBI's taxonomy places the organism in Eukaryota, Viridiplantae, Streptophyta, Magnoliopsida, Malpighiales, Euphorbiaceae. Gene Ontology annotation, cellular component: cytosol. The coding region runs from base 55 to 480 and encodes 141 amino acids.
UAUUUUUCUUAUAUACUUCUCUCUUUAAUUAUUUUCUGUGUGUGUGCAAGUAAAAUGGGUAUGAUAUUGGGGAAGUUCGUGAAGAAGCCGGAAGCAAAGGUGACGGAUCUGGAUCUUGUGAGCGUGCACCGUGAUCGUGUACAAUAUAAGAUUACGGUCUCUGUUUUUAAUCCAUACUUCCAUCCGUUACCCAUUGUUGAUGUUCCGUUUUCUCUCAAAAGUGAUGGCAGGGUGAUCAUAUCGGGGAAGUUGGAAGAUCCAGGAUCACUAAAAGCAAACGACACAACAAUUCUGACAAUACCAUUUGCGGUGCCGCAUGAUGUGAUAGUGAGCUUGGUGAAGGACGUUGGUAAGGACUGGGACAUAGACUAUGACUUGGAAUUGGGCUUAACUAUUGAUCUCCCUCUCGUCGGUGGUUUCACCAUUCCUCUCAACCGGAAAGGCCAGAUCAAGCUUCCCACUUUCAAAGAUCUUCUCUAGCUGAAAAAUGAAAAUCAUCUCUUGUAUUUCAAUAAUUAAAUGUCAUUAUAUACUAAUGAUAUAUAUGCACUCUUUUAUUAAUGAAAUUUAUUUCUUUUUGUAUGCUAA